Racocetra persica is the source of this 783-nucleotide messenger RNA. The record is from the annotation of a GenBank genome assembly. NCBI's taxonomy places the organism in Eukaryota, Fungi, Glomeromycota, Glomeromycetes, Diversisporales, Gigasporaceae.
AUGUUCAGCAAAAAAGAAAAGUUUGCUUUAGCAAGAGAAAGGCUGCUUGAACUUGACGAGAGAGACAGUGUAAUAGAAAAUAGUACAAUAGAAGAGAAUACUAUAGAAGUGAAGCCAAAAGAAAUUAUAGUUUACAAUGAUGUGCCACUUGAAAGUUACCUCAAAUUUCGUGAGAAGGAACAGAAGUUUCAUGUCUUUAUCCGUUUAAAGAAGGGAAAUGUGAUUGCAUAUGAUAUGAUGAGUGGUGUUCAUGGGGCAGUACAAGCUCAAUUGAUUCAUUUAAUGAUCUGUUGGAGUAAACAACUUAUUGUUAGUAACGAUGUAGAUAUUACCGUUGGCCAAAAUAGUGUGUAUAGCCCAGAACCAUUGCAGAGAGAAGAUCCAAAUCCAAGAAUCGUUGUAGAAAUUGGGAAAACGGAAUCUCUUGAUAGUUUAAAUAAUCUAGCAGAGGAGUAUUUUUCUGCGCGGACUAACAUCCAAAUUUAUUUAGCAAUAAAAAUAUGGCCUCGUCGAUCAGAUGGCACUGCCGCAAUGCUCGCACUCCUUUAUCUACGUAAUAAUGUAGUCCCAAACCCUGCACUAAACUCAUCAAACCCAUUACUAAAUACACAACCAACAAUAACAUUACUAAACACUGUACCGAGCCUUGCGAUUUCAUUCGGAACAGCACCUCUUCAUCACCAGCAAUUGAUGUUUGUUCAAAAUACCGGCGUCCCCAUUGGAGUACCUGACAAUUUCAGCAUAGAUUUAUGGGAAUUGCAAAAGAAAGCUCUGAUACGUCUG